UGAUAAAUGUCUUGACGUAUUAUAAAUAUCAAUAUGAUUAAUAUCUUAUUUUUGACUGCUAUGAACAUCCGUACCGUAACACUCACAGAAGGAGCACCUUCGUAAUUGACAACUAAUUUGUUCGUUUGACAGAGACUAAUGUUUUGUGCUUCGUUUUUAAAUAAGCCGGAACUGACACUCACAGGGAGACUUUUGGUAUCAGAACCGAUUUUGGGGACAUAUUUUGGAAAGCUACGUCGAAGAGGAGAUUUUGGAGAUGUCUGAAAACAGUCAUCGGGAGCUUUGGACAAGUGUAUCAAGGUCAGAUGAUGAGUCUGUGAGUCUGUUGCCUGAUAUGAAUGGCCACCAAAAUACAGUUGCAGUUGAAGAUGCAGAAAAAGGUGGAAGCCAUACACAAGGUGUCAUUGUGCCAAAAGAAAAGUUGGACAACAAGCUAUUUCCACUUGAAAAAGUCAAGGGAGUGAAAUGCAAUUAUGACCAUUCUUCAGUUGCCAACCAAUCAACAUCUCAAUCUGCAAAUGUAUCAUCCUGGAAGAGAAUACCUAAUAAGACUCAGGUUCUUAAGAGAAAUGAAAAAGGAGAGACAGUUCUGUUUAAAGCAUGCAGGAGAAAAGAUUUGGCACAAGUCAAAAUGCUUAUUCAAGCUGGGAUCAAUGUCAAUGUCGCAGAUUACGCAGGCUGGACAGCUCUUCAUGACGCUGUAGCUGCAGGAGACCGGACAGUGGUGGAAGAGCUGUUGAAGGCUGGAGCUAUUAUCAACACUCAGAGCCUUGAUGGUUCAAUGCCACUGCAUGAUGCAGUUUUCAGUGGACAUUAUCAGGUGGUGAAGCUUUUCCUACAGUCUGGUUCCAGGUUUAGUGACAGAAACAUCAGUGGCCUCACUGCACUAGAAGUGGCAGAGAAGAAUAUCAUAGAUCUGCUGUCAUCUCUCCCAACAUUUUCUGGUUUAGAGAAAUUAUCUGCAGAUCAAAAAGAAGCAGAGACUUCCUGCCAAACACAGCUCUUCUGCAAAACUGGACUAAGAUCCCGGCGGAGUUACUUAACAAAUGUACCAUCGAGGGCGUCAGGUAACACAGAAGUUGCCAGGGAGCCUGGUGACAUUCAGCUAGGAAAAAAAGACAGAACAGGCAAUGUGAGAGCUCUGUCGUCUCUAAAUACUUGUUGUUUUUUUUACCAGAGUGAUGUUUUGUGGUGUAACCCAAACUGUUGCUGUAUGGAAUUUUCUUUUGUUAUCCAAUUUUACCUGAGACAUUUACAGGCCAUAACAGUGAUUUUGAAUGCAAUGGAAAGGAUCCAGUCAAAUAUGUCGUCUUGGCCUCUGACAAGUCCAGAGGAUGAAGGGAGAUAUUAUCACAGUCUAACACAGAUUGAAGGUGUACUGAAUAAGGUGCUCACCACACAGCAUUUGGGGAUGGAUAAAGUUGCCCAGAAAUCACGGGGUUUGUCUGGUGUCAGGAAGUUGAUGUGGAAAAAUCAACUUGCGUCCCUUGUAUCACAUCAGAGGAAUUUGGUGAAAAUCCUGGAGAAGCAGAUGCAAUUAAUAGAGACCUAUGUAAACCUGACGGCCAAGACUUCAAGUCAGUUGGUCCACCAUCAAAACUGUGUUGUAGUAGAAGAGCAGCCAGAUCACUUCUCUACACAAAUCUCCCCUAAACCAGGAAAAGAGCGAGGGACCUAUCCACACAGUGGUCAGUUUAGACAAAACCCUCCCAGAAUAAUCGCUGACAAGAGAACUACCUUGUGCACUAAUGGAAAGAAUGUGCUGAUAGAGUCACAAUGUAACAAGAACAGCACAUCUCUCCUGAAGCUUAUCAAAAGUGGAGUCAUGCCACGUGGAGGUGCAUUAAGGAUGUGGAUCAGGGAAAGGUGGCACUACGCCCAUGUGGAUAAUGAUGGCUCAAUAAGAGACAAGGAGGGUAAGAUACACCUGACUCCAGAACAAUGGGUAGAGUCUAUCUUUGGGAACAACAUCCCUAUCUCAUCACAGUACGCCAGGGACAGGGUGCUGUUCAGAGGAAAGCAUUUGUCUCAUUAUUUGUCCAGCUUGGAGUCUAAUGAAAACACAUCACAGACAUACCCUGCUUCCUCUCAGAGAAGCCUUGACACUGAGGCAGACAGUCUGACUUGUCUCAUGAAGAUCAACAUGAUUCAUUUAGUGGACAAUGAGGAAAUGUUGCCAAAUGCUGUAAUGGACUACCACUGGGAGAAGCUGCUAAAGACAGACUAUUCAGUCACCAAAGAUUGGGACAGCUGAAGAUCAAAACAAUUUCUUCACAUUUAGACUAUUGCAUGUGUGACUCAUUAUUAUCAGACAGUAACCUGUUUUUUCAUCAAAAGUGCUUUUACAUUGACAAGCAGCAGGAUGAAACACAUAGACUUUAGAGGCGUGUUCAGGUAAAACCAGUUUCAUUGCCAAAUAUCAUCAUCGUCAGAGCACAACGUCUGCUUGUUCUUUCUUUGUAUUGAGUUUAGUUCUGUAAAAAUAAAAAGCAGACACCUAGUGGGUUUAGUUAUAUUAGCUUUUAGGCUCAUAUUUAACUGUCUCAUAUGUGUAGAAUAUUUUUUGUUGAUGUGUGGCACCACUGUGGCCUAGAUAAGUUUGCAGUGUUUCAUGUCUAUUCUAUUCUAUAUGGACCAAACAAAAACAUUUAACUAUGCUUGACAUUUGCCUUAAUUGUAUUGUUGGUUUGUUUUGUUACAUGGCCAGUUCUGCUGACUUCUACUGUUUACUGUUAACUUCUAACUCUUAACUUUACUACUUUACUCCUUUCAUUUUAGACUUUCUGUGUUGAAAUACACAUUGUUGUGUGUUUUAGGUCUAAUUAAAAUGUGCAGACCAUGUGUGAUUACAAGGACUUUUUUUGGGGGUUGGGGGGUUGUUUUUUGCACUACACAGAUGCAGUUCAUUUCAAAUAAUUUAUGCCCUCCCUGAAAGACGUAAUCAAGAUUUUCUGGCAUUUCUGAAUGGAUUUUGCUUUGCAGGAUUUAAUUCAAAUACACAAAGUAAAUAGUUUUAUUGGCCUUUGACUCAUAAUUAAAGUCUGUACUGUCUUAGGUGUAUAGUAACCAUAAACUAAAACGUCUGUACAUUUCAAAUUUGAACCUUUCCCUCCUAAAAACACACACACAACUCCUCAUGCAUUUACAUACAAGCAGAUGCAAAUGGACAUGAAGUAUUAAGUAAAGUAUGAAUAACAGUCACACAAAGACGGCUACUCCAGUUCUAUCUCACUGCUAUAUGUUGUUAUCGAGCAGAAAAUGCAUCAUAAUAAUGCUCAUAGUCUUAGCUAUAAAGUUUGGCUAUUUACUUUCCUUGCUUAAUUGGUUGCAAACUCAGCAAUAAAAUCUUUGUACUCCAGUUUGGAUGCAGUGUCCUUUUUCUAUAGAUAACAGGGCAAAAGCCCGCACUGUGACAUGGAGGUGUGCAUAUUCGAAAAGUCUCAAUUCUUGGACGAGAUCAGGUGCAUUUCUAAGUCCUGAAAAUUUCUCAUGGUUGUUCAACGUCAUAAUUUGUUGGAUUUGUUUUAAUGCGACAUUGACACAGGCAUGUCAACAAAUCAUAGGUGAUUAAUGUAGUUG
Messenger RNA from Cynoglossus semilaevis (tongue sole), 3579 nucleotides. RefSeq lists its product as uncharacterized. Lineage: Eukaryota; Metazoa; Chordata; Actinopteri; Pleuronectiformes; Cynoglossidae. The transcript is spliced from 12 exons. Gene Ontology annotation, molecular function: protein binding. The record is from RefSeq and is a predicted model, not a curated record. Bases 257 to 2254 code for a protein of 665 amino acids.